This is a messenger RNA of Macaca mulatta (Rhesus monkey), 2825 nucleotides long. NCBI's taxonomy places the organism in Eukaryota, Metazoa, Chordata, Mammalia, Primates, Cercopithecidae. The record is from RefSeq and is a predicted model, not a curated record.
GGUGUCUGAGCCAGUGCGCACGUCCCUUUCCUGUUGUGCCUGCAGGCGGCCGUCUGGAAGAAUUGGCCCAGGCUGGUUGGAAAGGUGGUGGCUUGAAGCUAACCACCCUCAGCAGGGCAUUUCUGGGCUCACAGAGCUUCUGUUAUUGGGGUGGUCACUGUCGAUGGCUUCAAGGGCAUUGACCGUGGCGAUGGAGUUUUCAGGCAUUGAGCUGAUUUCUGUAUCUUUGAAACAGAAGUAAUUCCUCGCGGGUUGAGUGUUGUCCUGGUGCUCUGGAGGAGUCACCAGCAUGUGGAGUGUCGUCAUGGGGCCGAGUCUGGGACAGAGGCACUGCAGGGGGCAUGGACUGGCUGCCACAGGCGCCAGGUGGGGCAGCUCAGCCCCAGACCUGCUGAGGAGGUGGCCUGGGGUUGGGGCUGGGGCACAGGUGUCUGGGCAAGGGUGGGCUUCAGGGAUUGUGGUGAUGAAGACUGAAGCCACAGGCCACAACUGCUUCCCAUUCCUGGAGCGUAAGAGCCAGGGCCCUGGCCAGUGUGGAGGGGAGAUGAUGCCCACCGUGGCUCCCUUCCUCUCUUGCACAAUCAUUCAUUCACCCAGGCAUUCCAUCAACUGACCCUGAGCUGCUGCCCCCUGCUGGGCCUGUAGGGUCUCGGGGAGGCACAGAGAGCCAGUCAGCAGCUUAACAAGUGGAGGCUGGGCCUUUGCUUGGGCCCCUUGCCCUGCACACAGCUGAUGAGGAGACACCCCAGGGCCGAUGACAGUACCUGUGCAGGAUGGAGUCCAGACCCAGCAGUAGCAGGUCCUGGGGUCCAGGGAGGAAUGCUGCAUGGGCGGCCCUGGCAUCUGGGGUCUGCCCACCAUAACCUGGGUGGGGAUCUUGGGUCUGAGAUUGGAUGUCUUCAGUGUCCUCCCUGACCAGCCUGUCAGAGGGGCCAACACGGCGUCAGCAGCCGUGGAGGCUGGUGAGGGGUGGAGAGGGCCCCUGUGGCUGGGGAGCCUGGGAAGGGAGGCCUGGAUGCAGCAGGAGCGCCAGAGAGAGAGAUUCGGUGGCAGGUGGGAUUGGGGGCUCUGUGUAUCUUUAUCUGGGGACUCUGAAUCUAGAUUCCUGCCACCUUUGAGGUCCAAGGAAACAGAAACCAUGCUGAUUUGUCUCUUCGUUGAGAACACAGCUGUUGUCCAACACAGCAAGCAGCAUCAGAAAUUAUUCUGAGGCCUUCACAAAAAGACUCUGUAAUGACAGUUCCUGGGUUUGGGGACCUCCGUCUGACAUAGCUGUGCUUGUCUUUGGAGACAGAAAUCGCCUGUACGUGUUUGGGCCCUUCUUCAUCCGGCAAACCCCGAAGGAAGGGGGCAUCUCUGCCGGCCUUGCCACAACCGUGAGAAGGCCAAGGGCCUGGGCAAGUACAUCUGCCAGCGGUGCCACCUGGUCAUCGACGAGCAGCCCCUCAUGUUCAGGAGCGACGCCUACCACCCUGACCACUUCAACUGCACGCACUGUGGGAAGGAGCUGACGGCUGAGGCCCGUGAGCUGAAGGGCGAGCUCUACUGCCUGCCCUGCCAUGACAAGAUGGGCGUCCCCAUCUGCGGUGCCUGCCGCCGGCCCAUUGAGGGCCGAGUGGUCAACGCGCUGGGCAAGCAGUGGCACGUGGAGCACUUCGUCUGCGCCAAGUGUGAGAAGCCAUUUCUGGGGCACCGGCACUAUGAGAAGAAGGGCCUGGCCUACUGUGAGACUCACUACAACCAGCUCUUCGGGGACGUCUGCUACAACUGCAGCCAUGUGAUUGAAGGCGAUGUGGUGUCGGCCCUCAACAAGGCCUGGUGUGUGAGUUGCUUCUCCUGCUCCACCUGCAACAGCAAGCUCACCCUGAAGAACAAGUUUGUGGAGUUUGACAUGAAGCCCGUGUGUAAAAGGUGCUAUGAGAAGUUCCCACUGGAGCUGAAGAAGCGGCUGAAGAAGCUGUCGGAGCUGACCUCCCGCAAGGCCCAGCCCAAGGCCGCGGACCUCAACUCUGCCUGAAGGGCCUCUUGCACGGCCGCCUCUCGGGCCCUCUGCCUUCUCCCCUCCCGCUGUCCCUGCUCAGCCCCCUCGGCCCGGUCCACCUGCGCCUUCCGCACCUUACCCUCCCCUUCUCCUUCCUCAUUGCCUCCUCCCUUCCUGUUCCCUCAUCUCUGCCUUCCCCAUGUCUCUCUUCUCCUUGGCUGUGGCUUCCCUCUGUGAGGAGGCAGGAGCUAGGGAGUGGGAGCCUGUGACCCCACGUCUGACAGCCACAGCCGCCUGUGCCCACAGCUUCCGCCCACAGACCUCCAGGGACAGGAGCAAAUUGCACCACAGUUCCCCGCCUGGCCCUCCCCAGGUGGCUCGGUAGCUCGUGCUGUCCUGUGACAGCCCCUGCCCCAGAGCAGCCCCACUAAGUGCAUGUGGCUCCUGGGCCACCCAUAGCCAGGGCAGCCUGCUGGAGCCACAGGGCCAGGGCCACGCAGAUGGAGGCCUCUAGGAGCCACCUGCAAUCCCUCUCCACUCAUUCAACCAGUGGCACAGUGUCCCUGUGCCCACACUGAGCCAGCAAGUCCUGCUGUCCACACCCACAAGCUCCCUGGAGGGACAGGACCCACCUCCAUCCCUCGGAAGGCCUUCCUGGAGUCCCACCUUGGCCACCCCCGCACCCAGCUUGGGGCUUGUGUUGAGCCUUUGGGCUGGGCCAGGGUCCAGGAGGUGGUGGGGUCGCAGGUGGCUUGUUAGCACCGCCAGGGAGGACGCUUCCUCUGCGGCCGGCGCAGACCCGGUGCGGGGCUCACGCUUGCACAAUGAAGGCUUGUUCACACGA